This is a messenger RNA of Penicillium cataractarum, 2310 nucleotides long. RefSeq names its product neutral/alkaline ceramidase. Lineage: Eukaryota; Fungi; Ascomycota; Eurotiomycetes; Eurotiales; Aspergillaceae. Gene Ontology annotation, molecular function: N-acylsphingosine amidohydrolase activity. The record is from RefSeq and is a predicted model, not a curated record. Gene Ontology annotation, cellular component: extracellular region. The transcript is spliced from 2 exons. Gene Ontology annotation, biological process: ceramide catabolic process; sphingosine biosynthetic process; long-chain fatty acid biosynthetic process. Bases 1 to 2310 code for a protein of 769 amino acids.
AUGGCGAAUCUUCGACUAGGUGCCGCUUUUGGCGCAGUCACCGUGACCCUGCUAGUGUUUAUGCAGUUGGUUGCCGUGAUGCGCCACACGGAUCAAGUACCAUCGUCAAGCUUUAACAGAAAUCUGAAUCAGUGGAGGAACCGAGCCGGUGCUGCGACUGAUGAUGGUCUAUUUCUGGUGGGUGCCGGUAAGGCAGAUGUGACUGGUCCGGUCGUCGAAGUCGACUUUAAUGGCUACGCCAGUCUAGAUCAGUUGGGUACGGGUCUGCGGCAGAGAAUCUACUCGCGCGCCUUCAUCUUCGCAGACCCCAACAACCCCGACGAUACGUUCAUUUACCUGGUACUCGACACGCUCGCCGGUGAUACCGCCGUGAGACAUGGAGUCCUGCAGGGACUCGCUGCGCUGGGUGGGGACUAUGCACGCUAUGGCGAGCACAACGUUGCGUUGACGGGAACGCACUCUCACUCUGGCCCCGGCGCGUGGAUGAAUUACUUGCUCCCACAGAUCCCGACCAAGGGAUUUGACAAGCAGAGCUAUCAAGCGAUCGUGGACGGCACUAUCUUGUCCAUCAAGCGUGCGCAUGAGAGUCUGACUCCGGGACGGCUUUCCUUCGGAUCCAUUGAUCUAGAAGAUGCCAACAUCAACCGCAGCCCUUACUCCUAUGAUCAUAACCCGGAGGAAGAAAAGGCCAAAUACUCGGCCAAAGUGGAUAAGACGCUGACACUUUUGCGCUUCGAUCGUGAGUCGGAUAACAAGACUACGGCUGUAUUGACCUGGUUCCCGGUUCAUGGCACGUCGAUGUACAACAACAACACCAUUGUCACCGGUGACAACAAGGGAGUCGCGGCGUAUCUCUUUGAACGUAGCGUGGAAAAUGACUCGCAGUUUGCCGACGGCGCUGUGAUCGGGUUCUCCCAAUCUAACGUCGGCGACACGAGCCCGAACGUCGAGGGCGCGUGGUGCGAGGACGGGUCGAACGUAAUGUGCACUUAUGCAGAUAGUACCUGCGGCGGUUCUUCCGGAUCAUCUGGCACGAACGAGGCCUGCCAUGGUCGAGGUCCUUUCUUCCGUGAAAAAGAUAACGGUGCGAAGAGCUGCUUCGAAAUUGGCAAACGCCAGUAUACAGCAGCGAAGACCCUCUAUGGACAGCUCAGUUCUGGAAGCACCGGCACUGCCCUCGCUGGUAGUUCCGAUGUGCGCUCCUUCCAUGUCUAUCAGGACAUGAACGGCUACACCUUUCCCUCCCCCUUCAAUGGCACUACUUUGAAGACGUGUCCCGCCGCGCUAGGAUAUUCUUUCGCUGCGGGGACGACGGAUGGGCCAGGUGCAUUUGACUUUACCCAGAAUGCGACCGGUCCUGCUACGGAGAAUCCGCUGUGGAAGGUGGCUCGAGCAUUUAUCCACCAGCCUACGGAGGAGCAACAAGAGUGCCAGGGAGCUAAAGAUAUUCUCCUCGAUGUGGGAACCCUGACUGAGCCCUAUGCGUGGGCAGCCGACAUUGUGGAUAUUCAAGUUCUACGAGUCGGUCAGCUCUUCAUCAUCGUGUCUACCAGUGAAGCUACAACGAUGUCUGGCCGUCGCUGGAAGGCGGCCAUUGCGCAAGCCGCUCAAGACACACUCUGUGUGUCAAGUCCACAGGUCGUGCUCGGCGCUCCAUCAAACAGCUAUGCGCACUAUGUCGCGACCGAGGAGGAAUACAACGUCCAGCGCUACGAGGGUGCCUCCACUCUCUAUGGUCCUAGCACCCUCGCCGCCUACAUCAAUCUCACCCUCACAUACCUCCCCUAUCUCGGCAGCGCCUCUGAUAUCGCCAAGCUACCCACGAUUCCAACAGGUCCCAGCCCACCUAUCAACACGAACAACUCGCUCAGCUUCAUCACUGGCGUAGUCUACGACAAUCCUCCGAUCGGCAAGUCUUAUGGCGACGUCGUGUCUAACCCAGCAGAACAGACCUAUGGACCUGGGGACCUCGUCAAUACGACUUUUGUCGGCGCCAACCCGCGCAACAAUCUCCACCAGGAGUCCACCUAUGCUGCUGUAGAGCGACAGACGGACUCUGGGGCCUGGGAGGUUGUUCGAAACGACCGUGACUGGAACUUGCUGUUUACAUGGACACGUACAAAUACUGUGCUUGGGUAUAGCGAGGUAACUCUACAGUGGCAGAUUGAGGACGACUACUACAGUGUGGAUGAUCCGAAUCCCGUGCAGAGUGGCACGUACCGGAUGCAUUACUACGGGGACUCGAAGAGUGUGCUCGGACAGAUUUCAUCGUUUGAGGGGAUUGGAGGAACCUUUACCGUGAAGGCGUAG